GAAAGUUUCGCGGGGACAGUGAUGAUACUACUCAAUCAACUGAAUCACAGAGAUACAGGCCAUUGAAUAAUCCCUGCACUAAGGUUUUCUAAAGCUUGGAUUCUGCUCCAGCGUCUUUCACCUUGAAGCGCGAGUGCAGGGUUCCUGUAUGCAGUAUCAGGAGACCGACGGCGUUGUCGAACUUGCCCACAAGGGGCUAACCGCGAGCUGCCAUUCGGAGGUUCUGAUUGAAGUCAAUUCUCAACCGCCCGGUCUGCAGACUGAUCUUGCGGUUGCCUAUACCUUAGGGGUGGACUAUCGUGCCCUCCAGAGCUUCCGAGCUCUCGACGAUCGCGAGCGCUUCACCGCUCUAGCGCUAGCUUUUACUUGUCGGGCCCAGUACCAUUGCGAAAUAUUUAUUCCUGUGCAUCGCGAGAUUAUUCGGGUCCCCGACGACUUUUGCGAGGUGGUUCACAAACUGCCGGCAAUCGCUCCCUACGUGACUGAGGCUGAGCGGACUGACAACCACAAGCAGAAAAGAGGUGCUGGGCGAUCAAGAGGCCUACUAGUCGUACAGACAAGGCUGACAGUAUUGAGAAUGGGAAUUGAUGGUCCUGUACGGAGUAGACUUGAGAUAAACUAUUGAACACAAUGACAAAUGGUAUAAAAUUUUGGGAAUAUUCAAAUAUCUCG
Aspergillus alliaceus is the source of this 672-nucleotide messenger RNA. RefSeq lists its product as uncharacterized. Bases 149 to 625 code for a protein of 158 amino acids. The record is from RefSeq and is a predicted model, not a curated record. The transcript has 2 exons. NCBI's taxonomy places the organism in Eukaryota, Fungi, Ascomycota, Eurotiomycetes, Eurotiales, Aspergillaceae.